UGUAAACCCAACAUCUCCACACCCUACAGUCUCGGAAGUUUCUCUGCAUUCCUUCAAUACAGGCACACAAACAACUUUCAUAGACAUUAAAAAGGAACUAGGCAGUGCAGCAAGUUUAACUAUGAAGACAGAUGUUGAUGAUUCUGACAGCGGCAUCAGAAGUAAAUCAUCCCAUGAGGAUAGGACCCAAACGGUUAUGAGCGAACCAAGUGCCUCCUCUGUUGGAUCAGGCUGGACAAAAGUAAGCUGCCCCUGCUGUGUGACCGAGAAGGUGGAGCCCUUGGUUUUGGUAAAGCUUGGAGAGAGAGUUCGCCCUGAGACAAAAAGAUGGCUCAUUAGACUGAUAGGAGCUCCUCAGAAAGAUGGGGGUGCUGCAUUGCUAGCUCACCCAGGUGAGGAUGCCAGCGGUGACAUCAUUUUGGUUUCAGCCCCUCAAUGUACAUUGCUAAGAGCUGCUGAGGAGUUGGGUCUCUGUAAGACAUACUCCAACGACAACAUGGAAGCUUUCUCCUACAGGAACAGACACAACUUUAAAAAUUCAGACAACAUGGAGAAGUUCCUGACACUUGCAGAAAGACAGUACAUUGUAAAGUAUGAGCUGGAUGGCCUGUGGGCGCAGCGAGACCUGAGAAUACCUGGCCUACCUGACAGCUUCACACUGCAACAUCGAGAUAAUAUAUGGAGGAAACUUGGGUCAGCAGGUGUUGUUCAAGACAUGUUUCCACUCCACAACCAGGAAAAACUGAAGAAUCUCAGUGAAGCCUGGUACUCCGGAAAUCAGUUGACUCAGCCGCUGGAUAUGAUAAAUGAGUAUUUUGGGAGCUCCAUAUCUUUGUACUUCAGCUUUCUUGAUUGGUACACCUGGUCUCUGCUGCCACCAGCAAUACUUGGUCUGUGCAUUACAUACUUCUCAGGUGAGGUCCAGACUGAGAUGUUGGAGUCAAUAUCAGGUUCAGGGAUCCAAAGUAAAGAAGAAGACUUAGGACCAGCUGUCUCCGGUCACAUGAUCCAGGCUGUAUUCAGCAUGCUGUGGUCUACUGUGGUUAUGGAGUUGUGGAAGCGACGAAGUUCUUCCCUUUCUUACCGCUGGGGGACCUUACACCUAGCAGAACGCUUUGCAGAGCCCCGACCUGGUUUCCAUGGCACACUUGGGGUUAACCCUGUGACAGGCUGUGUGGAGCCGCUCUUUCCUGAUUGGCAAAGGGACUUACGUAUGGCAUUGUUGUCAGUUCCAGUGGUGGGGUUGUUUCUAGGCUUGGUGGUACUGGGUAUGGUUUGUUUCUACUGGGGGGAGGCCAAAAUGCAACAGCUACAUGGAGAAUGGGAUUCCCUGCUGUCGCAGACUUUCCUCUACUUGCCCUCAGUGCUUCACAUCAUCUAUACAAAUGUUCUAGCAACUUUUUACAAGACGGUGGCGCUGUCUUUGACUGAAUAUGAGAACCACAGAGAGCAAUCUGCAUUUGAGAAUCAUCUGACGGCCAAAGUCUUGGUGUUUACCUUCUUCAACUACUUUGCAGUGCUCUUCCACAUUGCAUUCUUUAAGCGGGAUGUGCCAAUGCUUCGUAAGCGUCUAGCAUCUUUACUAAUAGUGACCCAGCUGGUGAAUCAGGUGACAGAGGUGGUCAUACCCUUUCUGGUGGAUAAGUUUAUCAGUGCCAGGACAGAGAAAGAAGAUGAACCGCAAGAGGAUAAAUUUAGAAAGCAAGGCGCCAUGCCUACUUUCCCUGGCCUGUUUGCAGAAUACAUUGAACUCCUGGUGCAGUUUGGGUAUCUCAGUCUCUUCUCCUGCGUUUAUCCUUUGACAGCAGUGCUUCUGCUCAUUAAUAACCUAACAGAGAUCCGAUCAGAUGCCUACAAAAUUUGCAAACUGUUUCGCAAACCCUUCUGCUCCCCUGUAGCCAACAUGGGCGUGUGGCAGACUGCUUUUGAGGUCCUGAGUUUUGUCUCUGUCGUGUCAAACUGCUGGCUCCUGCUGCUGUCACCACAGUUACAAGAGCUGUUUAAUGAGGGUGGAAUAAGGAGCACAAACAUUCUACUUUUGGCUGUUUUGGUAGAGCAUGUGCUGAUCUUGAUUAAGUUGGUCUUGGUAGUUUUUAUCCCUGAUGAACCAGAGUGGAUCCGGAAAAAGAAAGAGCACAUUGAGUACACAUCCAUGCAGGCCUUGAAACAGCAGAAGCUAGUUGCUGAGGAGUCCAGAUAAAUUUCAAAAAAGAAAGUACUGCUUCAUGCACUGCUCUGCGGAUCAACAACAACAACCAGCUACAGCUACAUGUUACUCAGUCUAACCAGAGUUAUGUCUAGGGUCUUCAGCAACUAAAGUUUCCUUGUAUACUUUUAAGCAGCUCUGCUUUCAUUCACUAACACUGAGCUUCUGUGAUGUAAGUAUUUUUAUCCUCCCACAAUAUCAAAUGGAAGGUAUUGUUCAUGUUUAGAGAUGCCCUGUAAAAGGUUAAUGCUGUAAAUAGGGCUAUUUUUUUUUUUACAAACACUUCAGCCAUUCCCUCCAAUAGUGAAAAAAAUCAACACAACUGCUUAUCCACCAAAUCCAAAAUUUCUGCAUAGGCAGUAAAAGUUGUUGUUAGGCCCUUUAAAAUGCCAGGUAACUAGAACAGUGUAGUAAAUAUACAGUUAAUUUGCCAUAUCAUUACUGGGUCCAUAGACAGGUAGAGCUUGUGAUAAUUUAAUGGACAAAUAAAACAGCUUAAAUGAAACUUGCAGUUUGUGUCUUUGCAAAGGUGACAAGAUGAGUGAAAUGAUUAUUGUUAAUUUCCCUUAACAUUCAUUUAUCAAUUUAACCUAUAUCACAUUUACAUGUGAGGAAUUCCUUUGAUAUAUGAAUGUUGUGAAAUAAUGACUAAAUUUUAAUAUUUUCUUUUUUCCUCCUUUUUUUGCACUGGAUGAUGUAAACCUUUUAAAUAAGAACAAUAUUCUUUAUGAAGCUGUUCAUAGCAUGGCAGAAAUUUUUUAAUUAUGUGUGUGCAAAUUUAAAUUUUUUUUUUUUUUUUUAAGGUUUGGGGUUAGCAAGAUGGAAGCAUGAUGUGAAUAUUUAAUAAGGUGUGUGUGUGUGUGUGUGUGUGUGUGUGUGUGUCUGUACAGACUGUCACCUGGUCACUCUGCUGGAUAAACUAUCCUAUUAAUUAAUGCAGGAUGGUUCCAUCUUUUGAAGUAUUAAAUGACAUUUUUUGAAAAAUCACAAGAUCAUGAAAUGUUUUUCUUUAUUUUUCAUCAAGUUUACAACACUAAGGUUGUUGUUGAAAAGAGUGAGUCAUAACAUCAGUGUAAUUUGUAUUUUAUUAUCAACUUUUUUGUGUAUUUAAUUUAUCUAUAUAAUAACAGGCUUUGUGAAUUUUUAACUGCCAUUAAUAAGGUAUUUUGAUAAUAUGAAUAGGAUUGCAUUACAGCUAGGAUUGGUUUAUCCACCCAAAAGACACACACACACCCACACACACCCCCACACAGGCUCAGCCUCUGUCAGAUGUUCAGAGUUUGAAAAGUUAAUUUAUGAGGGAAAAACACUUAUUUCUUAGUUUAAAACGUCUUAAAUUUUGACACUGGAGAUUAAAAAAAUUCAAGUUUCAAAAUGAUUACAUCUAUUACAUCUACAUCAGUGAAAAUUCAAAAACCAAGAAACUAUGCAUUUGGGGAUUUUUACUUUAACAUCUCAAAAAUUGUAAGUUUUGGUUCACAUUUAUUUUUAACUUUUAAAGUAUUUUGGGGGGUCUUCCUCUAAGUUGAAAAUGUUUUAAACUUGAGAUUUUCAUAUUUUGUUCUUGAAAAUAUAAUAACAGAUACUCUUUGUUAUUAGUUUUUUUUUUUCUAGAAUGGCCCAAAUAUACUGCUGCAUUAAUGGUUAGCUAUUAUUAAGUUGGCAUAUUAUGUUGGAUUUGUCAAUUAAAUCAAUUAUAAUUGAUCUGUAAUUUUUCCAAGUGGUUCUUGGGUGGAUGGGGGCUUAGUUUUUUCUUAGAUCUGAAUAGGGGGGCCCUAAUUAAAAAAAAAAAGUUUGGAACCACCGCCGUAAAAGACACAGUGUGAACAAGACCAGCACUGUGCAUGGAAUGGCAUUAAAUAACAUAUUCAAACCAUCAAGACACCAGAGGUCCCUGUCAGCCUUUGUGAACAUUCAGAGAGCAAUGCACCACCUGCAGGGUGAUCGUACUGGCUGCUAAAUAAUACACUUCAGUUAUUAAAUUUUCAUUCAGUUGUUCAUGUGGCAUGAGGAGGCUUUGGACAUGAAAAUUUAAAUAUGUGAAAAUUUUCAACACACAAACAUAAAUUUCAUCAUUGUGAAUGAUGAAAGACAAGCUCAAUGUUAAAAUAGUUGUCUAUGUUGCAAAGUUGCAAAUUUGGGAAUGAGUGGUGUGCAAGACACAAUUUCUCCUUAGAAAUCAGCAAAAGGACAUUAAACAUCAAUAAAAAUGUAAAUAACUAGAUUUUCUUUCCAGAGGUUCAAUCAGUUUGUAAAAGCAAAUGGAUACAACAAGUUCUGUUUUGUUUAUAACAUACACACACACACACACCCCACACACACACCCAAGGACACACGUGCAGGUCAAGCCUAGUUUCCAAUGCAGGAAGCCUGACAUUACACUGACAUGUAAUAUUCAGUUGCAUGUGCCUGUUUAGGCAUGUGACCCUACACUGCAAGUCUUUUAAUGUCAAAUUUUUUUCCUCACAACAUUACAGACCUCCACCCACAUCUGCUUUUUUACUCCUUUUCCUUUUUUCUCUUUUUGCACAAAUUAGUUCAACAAAUCUCUUCAGUUUCAGAAUUAUAAAUGGUCCUUAAUAUGUCCUUCAAAACAAAAGAGAACUUCAUGGCAACAAAUGUGUAACCUGAAUCAACAGGCGUGUGUGCAGUGUGUUGACCUCACUGUAGUGAUGUCUUUGGUAGGCGGGGUUAUUUGUCUCCUCUGAAGAAUUAUUGGUCUUGCUUAGUUAUGUUGCAUGUAUAAGAAGGCAACAACUGUAGUUUGUUAUCUUUGUAGUCUCUUCACUACAGAGCAUCAAAACCUCUUCAUGGCAACUGUUGUUCCAGUAAGUCUGUGUUUUUUGUCUGUUUCUGCAUGUGUUUUGUCAUUAAAUCUGAAAAUGUUGCACUGUUAGAAUAGACAGUUUAUUAGACAAGGGUUUUAGACAAGGGUAGUGUUUGGAAGGUUCAAGGUUGCACUGUAGUGGGCAAUUUGUUUUUCAGUCAGCAGUAUUACAUACAAAAAUCAGGUCAACCAGCUUAAAAACAGUAUAUAGAAGCUCAAUAAGACAAUGAGCAAGACAGUACAGUUUAAAAAUGAAUGUAAAGAAUUAUCACCGUCACAGUUAAUGUUUAUUACACUGCUUGUCUGUCAAUUUUAAACUAGAAUAUAGUAGUAAAUAUACUUAAAAUCUGUUGCUUGUUAACUUACCAGUUUAAGUCAACUUGUGUUCAUCUGUGAGUCAUGGAAUAAAAACAAUCACCAGGAGGAAAAUUCACAUGAUCAAGUGUUAUUCCAGAAAAUUAAUCCAUCAUUUAUGUGCUUUUAUCUGCCUUUUUGAUAGAGAGAAUAGGUAUGUCAGCAGAGGUGGGGGCUUAGCUAUUUAAAUUGAUUUUAUUUGUGUGUGUAUGUAGUUGUACAUGUAUUUGUGGAUA
This is a messenger RNA of Cheilinus undulatus (humphead wrasse), 5623 nucleotides long. It is a transcript of the gene ano10b, whose product is annotated as anoctamin 10b. The transcript has 15 exons. Gene Ontology annotation, molecular function: chloride channel activity. Gene Ontology annotation, cellular component: plasma membrane. Bases 122 to 2200 code for a protein of 692 amino acids. The record is from RefSeq and is a predicted model, not a curated record. NCBI's taxonomy places the organism in Eukaryota, Metazoa, Chordata, Actinopteri, Labriformes, Labridae. Gene Ontology annotation, biological process: chloride transmembrane transport.